Molecule: messenger RNA, 2299 nt
Organism: Austrofundulus limnaeus
Lineage: Eukaryota; Metazoa; Chordata; Actinopteri; Cyprinodontiformes; Rivulidae
Gene: poll
Product: polymerase (DNA directed), lambda
Exons: 9
Coding region: 72-1778 (568 amino acids)
Biological process (GO): double-strand break repair via nonhomologous end joining
Cellular component (GO): nucleus
Molecular function (GO): DNA-directed DNA polymerase activity; DNA binding
Source: RefSeq, a predicted model, not a curated record
UUUGUAUUUCCUGUUUGGCUCCUGCAUGGCUCAAUGUAAACAAAGGACUUUGGCUCCUCACUUCAAACGAUAUGGAGUCUCAUCAUGGGAUCAUGAAAGCUUUUCCCAAAGUUAAAAGAGCUAGAGUCCUACAGGGAAAAGAUGCACCCCCAGUGAAGAAGAAACCUGAGAAGCAAGAAGUCACAGGGGAUAUUUUUAAAGGGACCACAGUGUACGUUCUACCUGCUGGAAUUGGAAAUGCCAGAUGCCAGAUCUUUCACAGACAAAUCGAGCAGAAUGGAGGGAAGAUUGAGAGUUCACUGUCUCCCAACGUCACUCAUGUUGUUGUGGAUGACAGCAUGGAUGGGGACAGGGCUCUGCGCUUACUGAAAGUCGAUUCUUUUCCCUCUGGAGUCCAUCUGAUGAAAUGCACAUGGUUGAGCUUGUGCAUUAGUGAGAAGAAACUGCUGGAUGUAGACCGCUACAGCCUUCUUUUACCYGAAAGGAAUUCAGAAACGAAGCUUGAAAAAGAAGAAAACAAAUCUGAUAAUCUCAGUGCCACAGAGUCAGAGAGUCAUCAAACCAAGCAAGACACGCUUUCCCAGACAGUCCCAGAAAGCAAAGAAGAGGUGCACGCCAAAGAGGACGGUGUCACUCAAGGUGACCUGGAAGCUCUCAUCACUGGUCAGCGCCCUAAAGAGGAGACCCCCAGCUCCAGCUCGAACCCCGGUCUGGAUGCUGCUGCUGCUGCCGCCGAGAAACCAGUUUCAGGGAAGUGGGUCUGCGCCCAGUCUUCUCAGUCCAAAAGUAACAACUUCAACAAGCACAUCACCGACAAGCUUGAAGUGCUGGCCAAGGCUUACACGAAUCAGAGGGACAAGUGGAGGGCACUGGGUUACUCCAAGGCUGUCAACGCUCUGAAGAGCUACCACAAACCUGUCACAUCAUAUCAGGAAGCAUGUCAGAUCCCAGGAAUAGGAAAAAGAAUGGCUGACAAAAUUGAAGAGAUUAUGGAGAGCGGCCACUUGCGGAAGCUGGAUUACAUCGGAGAGGCUGUGCCCGUUCUGGAACUUUUCAGCAACAUCUGGGGAGCAGGAGCUACAACUGCACAGCUCUGGUACCAACAGGGAUUUCGCACUCUGGAGGACAUCCGCACAAAAGCCAACCUGAACAACACUCAGAAAAUAGGACUGAAGCACUACGACGACUUUCUCGACCGAAUGCCCAGAGAAGAGGCGGCAGCUAUAGAGAAAGUGGUGAGGGAUGCUGCACAAGCUGUAGACGCAGGUCUUGUAGCGAUGGCAUGUGGCUCCUACCGCCGUGGAAAGGCUACAUGUGGAGAUGUUGAUGUGCUCAUCUCUCAUCCUGAUGGCAAGUCCCACAAAGGAGUUUUCAGCAAAGUGUUACAGCUCCUCCACGACAGUGGGUUUUUAACAGAUGAUCUGGCGAGCCACGACGAGAAGGAGAAGGAGAAGGGAGAGCAGAAGAAAUACAUGGGUGUGUGCCGUUUGCCUGGACCCGGCCACCGCCAUCGCAGGCUGGACAUCAUCGUGGUGCCUUACAAUGAGUUCGCCUGUGCGCUCAUGUAUUUCACCGGCUCGGCGCACUUCAACCGGUCAAUGAGAGCCCUGGCUAAGACGAAAGGCAUGAGCCUCUCAGAGCACUCGYUGAACAAAGACGUGGUACGGCAGGGGAGCUUGAAAGUUUACGGAGGCACUCCACUUCCUACGCCGACAGAGAAGGAUGUUUUUAGUCUUUUAGGCAUACCCUACAGGCAGCCUCAUGAAAGAGACUGGUGAUGAUUUCCCAUUCACAAGGACUUUAGAGAUUUUAAAAACUAAAAAGAAUAAUCAUGUCCUAAACAAAUCAUGAAAAUUCAAAUAUCCUCAAAUGUAAAUUUUAAUGAAAAAUCWUAUCUCUAAAUAUCAUUUAAGGGCCAUGCUUGAUUUGUCUGAAUAUUCAACACGUUAAAAAGCCAGGGUUACUCAAAUAAAACUAGGCCUUUUUGAACCAGAUUCUGAGGAGGCUCCAUAAUGUAUUCACCUAUAAACUUUGUUCUACAUCCUCAGUGCUUUAUAGGGAAAAAACAUAAUUUAGUUUUAGAAGCCCAUUUAAACUAAAACACUACAACGACUUUUAUAAUGUCUUUAGAAGAUCUUUAACUGUGGAAGUCUUAAUUAUGUAAGACAAUGAACAGGAAGGUAUCUACUAAAAAAAGUUAAGUAGCCUUUUACUGUAAAGACAUAAAUUUAGCAAGGUGCAUGAACUACGUACAUUUUAAAUAUGAAAAUAAUAAUAAAAUUACUCAUUUGUGCCUUUC